Messenger RNA from Meleagris gallopavo (turkey), 558 nucleotides. The record is from RefSeq and is a predicted model, not a curated record. Lineage: Eukaryota; Metazoa; Chordata; Aves; Galliformes; Phasianidae.
GAUGCAGUGCCAGGGCCAGGCAGUCCCGGAAGGGGCGGCCGCAUUCUGCCCACUGCUGAGACAGGGACGGAGGUGCCACCGCCGCCAACCCCCCCACACCGACACUGCCACGACCACCCUCUCCAUCCACCCCUCCAGUGCAUCCACACAGUUCCAUCUGAAUUCCUCACCUCCAUCCAGACCUCCUCUGUAGCCACCCAAGCUAUUCCAGCCGGAGCCAUGGCAUCGCAGCUGGAAGGGGCCAUGGAGACGCUCAUCAACGUCUUCCACCACUACUCGGGCAAAGAGGGGGAUAAGUACAAGCUGAGCAAGAAGGAGCUGAAGGAGCUGCUGCAGAGCGAGCUGGGCUGCUUCCUGGAGACCCAGAAGGACACGGGGGCUGUGGAGAAGAUCAUGCAGGAUCUGGACGAGAACGGCGACGGGGAGGUGGACUUCCAGGAGUACGUGGUUCUGGUGGCUGCCCUCACCGUGGCCUGCAACACUUUCUUCUGGGAGAACGCCUGAGCCGGGCUCCAGCCCCACAGCACCCAACCACGGCACCCCCAAAAGCAGAGCCCC